UGAAAAACACGAGGGCAAUUUAUUAGUGACAAAAGGAGCCUGUAUAUAUACUUAGACCCGGUAAAUAGAAGAACAUCCCAUAUACAAAUUCUAGAUUUUUUAUUUCUUGCUCUCUUCUAUAGCCGCCGCCGCCAUUAAUGGACGCAACAGAAGUUAUUGAGUUCUUUGAUUCAUGCUGGUUUGAGAUGGAAAUAUUCAAGAAACAACCAAGUUUAGCUAAAUCGUCCAGUGUAGAGACAAACCCACAUCAAGAAAAUCAAGAAAAGGCUCCAAAACCAGAGAUCUCGAGAGUGCCAACGAUCAUCACAAGGUCUAUGAGUGAAGAUCUGUGCUCCAAAACAAGCCUCAGUUCUGGCUUUUCUCUCUCUCCAGAUUCAGUUCUCCGCGCACCAAAGCUCCACGCCAUCCUCUCAGGAAAGGAAGCCAAAGAGGAAGAAUACUCAACACCAACAGAGAGAGUAUAUAUUCUGGAGUCACCUAAAAAGAAAGUUUCGAGGAGGAGAAAGGGAAAGAAAGUGACAAGCAAGAGCUUGUCAGAACUGGAAUAUGAAGAGUUAAGAGGAUUUAUGGAUUUGGGGUUUGUCUUCUCAGAAGAAGAUAAAGAUUCAAACUUGGCUUCAAUAAUUCCAGGAUUGCAUAGACUUGGUAAAAAAGAUGAGGAAGAAGCCAUUCUUGAUGAGCCUACAGUAUCUAGGCCUUAUUUAUCUGAAGCAUGGGAAGUUCUGGAAAAGAAGAGGAAAGAGGAACCAUUGAUGAAUUGGAGAAUUCCUGCUUUGGGCAACGAGAUUGACAUGAAAGAUAAUCUUAGAUGGUGGGCUCACACCGUUGCUUCAACUGUUAGAUAAUGCAAAUCUCAGAUAAAUGGUUCACGGUUUUGUUUUCAAUAUCAUUUUUGUGUUUUGUAAAAUGUUGAAUUUUUAUUAAUUUUGGCUACAAUUAUCAUCA
This is a messenger RNA of Populus nigra (black poplar), 945 nucleotides long. RefSeq lists its product as uncharacterized. The coding region runs from base 138 to 845 and encodes 235 amino acids. The transcript has a single exon. NCBI's taxonomy places the organism in Eukaryota, Viridiplantae, Streptophyta, Magnoliopsida, Malpighiales, Salicaceae. The record is from RefSeq and is a predicted model, not a curated record.